This is a messenger RNA of Ornithorhynchus anatinus (platypus), 3218 nucleotides long. RefSeq names its product tubulin gamma complex associated protein 5 (gene TUBGCP5). The record is from RefSeq and is a predicted model, not a curated record. The transcript is spliced from 23 exons. Gene Ontology annotation, cellular component: gamma-tubulin complex; centrosome; equatorial microtubule organizing center. Gene Ontology annotation, biological process: mitotic cell cycle; microtubule nucleation; spindle assembly. Lineage: Eukaryota; Metazoa; Chordata; Mammalia; Monotremata; Ornithorhynchidae. Gene Ontology annotation, molecular function: microtubule minus-end binding; gamma-tubulin binding. The coding region runs from base 47 to 3118 and encodes 1023 amino acids.
CGGCUCCCGCCUCGGCGGCGGGAGCCCCUUCCCCGAGGGAGGCGUCAUGGCCGGGGCGGCGCCGUCGUCGCCGCCUCCCGACGGGCCGGAGACGGAGCGGGAGCGGGACGUGCGGGCGCUGAUUGUCCGCGUCAGUGGCCUGCGGGACGAGGGGGACGCCAACUUCCAGCUGGCCCUGCGCUUCGCCCGCUCCAACCUCAGGUUCCACCAGUUCCUCGACGUGAGCGGCCACAAGGUGCGGAGGACGAUAGAGGGGAUCCACGAGAAGCUGGUCGUCCAUUCCGACCUCGGCAAGGCCGCCAGUUGGAAGCGGCUGACGGAGGCGUUCCUGGCGGCUCCGCUCCCGAGCACGAGGGGAACCGAGACGGAGACGCACUACGCGAUCCUGUCGCUCCUCCUGGGUUUGUCCGACUCCCCCUCCAACAGCGACUACGUGGAGAGGCCCAGGGACGAGCCGGGCGAGGCGGAAGAGGAAUUCGACUGGGAAAAGUAUCUGCGGGAAGGGGAAGAGUCGGGGCCGGGGCCGGGGCCCGAGGCGGACACCCCCGACUGGUCGGACGCGAGCGAAGAAGAGGAUGCCCAACAGCCGCUGAGCCGGGAGGAUUCCGGGAUUCAGGUGGACCGGACGCCCCUGGACGAGCCGGCCCACGGCAAGAGGACGGUCUCCCACGCCACCUGGAAAGUGGGGGAGCCGGACAGCCGAGGCUGGCUGGAACGCCACGUGGCCCCUCCCUACUGGACCGCCAGGCCGGCUCGUCUCCCCAAUAGCCAGCACCUCCACUCCAACCUGGCCGCCGUCUGGGACCGGCACCCGCGCGGCCGCGACCCGUUCGGCCCCCCGGAGGACAGGACCUACGUCACGGAGCUCCAGGCCGUCCGAGAGACCCUCUGGUUGCUGUCGGGGGUCAAGAAGCUCUUCAUCUUUCGGUUGGACGGCGGGCAGGUGACGGUGAGGGAGGACGUCUCCGUGUCGCACCUGACGCGGGACUGCCUGCGCUCCGUCCUGGAGCAGAUCGCCGCCUACGGCCAGGUGGUGCACGGGCUGCGCGGCUUCGUGGACGAGAUCAUGGGCCACGGGGGCGAGUGCGGAUCCCGCCCGCCGCCCGACCCGCCCUUCCGGACCUACCAGGCCUUCAUGUGGGCCCUCUUCAAGUACUUCGCCGCCUUCCGGGGGGAGCUGACCGAGAUGGAGCGGAGCGUCCUCCGCGGAGACGAGACGGUCACCCUGGCCAUCGUGGUGGCCCGCCUGGCCCCCCGCCUGGCCCAGCUCAAGGUCCUGCACAAGGUGUUCCGCACGGGGAUCGCCGAGGUGCCCCCCGACACCCGCAACGUGGUGCGCGCCUCCCACCUGCUCAACACGCUCUACAAAGCCAUCCUGGAGUACGACACCGUCGGGGAGGCCUCGGAGCGGACGGUGUCCCUUCUCUUCUCCCUGUGGGUGGAGACGGUCCGACCCUACCUCCAGACGGUGGACGAGUGGAUCGUGCACGGAAACCUCUUCGACCCCGCCAAGGAGUUCAUCAUCCAGAGGAACAAGAACGUGCCCGUGAGGCACCGCGACUUCUGGUACGCGACGUACACCCUGUACAGCGUGUCGCCCCGGACGGAGAAGGCCGGGGAGCGCGGCGGGAGCCCCGGGGCCGAGCGGCCGGGCCCCGCCGGCCCCCAGCACACCGUGGUCUCCUUCCUCAAGCCCGUCCUCAAGCAGAUCAUCGUGGCCGGGAAAUCCAUGCAGCUCCUGAAGAACCUGCGGGGCCCCCGGGGCCGGCCCCGCCCGGCCGCCGCCAGAGACGCGGAGAGGAAGAGCCUGUACGCCCUGUUCCUGGAAUCGGUGCGCUCCCGCCUCGGCCGCGGCGAGGACGACGACGACGACGGCCCCGCCGCCGACCGCCGGGCCGCCGAGCGGGAGCCGCGCCCCGGGGCCCGGGCGCGCCUGGAGGCGGACGGCGUCCGCGACCCGCUGCUGGCGAUGAACUUCGCGCGUCUGUACCCGGGACGGAGCGACGCGCGGGCGCCGGCGGCCGGCGGCGAGGUGCCCGUGGCCCGCUCCUCCGAGUCGGUGACCUGCCAGACCUUCGAGCUCACCCUGCGCCGCUGCCUCUAUCCGCACAUCGACCGGCAGUACGCGGCCUGCUGCGGCGACCUCAUGCGGACGCUGAAGAAGGAGUACAGGUUGGUGGAGUACCUCCAGGCCAUGAGGAACUUCUUCCUCCUCGAGGCCGGGGACACCAUGUACGACUUCUACACGGCCAUCUUCGAGAAGAUCCGCGAGCAGGAACCCUGGCGGAGCGGGUCCUUCCUCAACGUCCGGCUCCAGGAGGCCGUCGGCCAGCGCUACCCGGAGGACGGCGCACGGCUGUCCAUCUCCUUCGAGAACGGCGACCCGGCCAAGAGGAAGCUCCCCAUCCACAGCCUGGACGGGCUCACGCUGACCUACAAGGUCCCCUGGCCCGUGGACAUCGUCAUCAGCCUGGAGUGUCAGAAGAUCUACAAUCAGGUGUUCCUCCUCCUCUUGCAAAUCAAGCUGGCCAAGUACAACCUGGACGUCCUACGCUUCGACGAGGCGACCUGGACGGGCGGGGGGAGGCCGCGACCCCGCGAGGGCCCGGCCCCGGAAGGAGACCCGGCCGCCGCCGCCGCCGCCUCCCCGGAGCGGCCCGGGGGGCCCCGCCGCCGCCGGAUCCACCGCAUGUUCCUCCUGCGCGUCAAGCUGAUGCACUUCGUCAACAGCCUGCACAACUACAUCAUGACCCGGAUCCUCCACAGCACGGGCCUGGAAUUCCAGCACCAGGUGGAGGAGGCCAAGGAUCUGGACCAGCUCAUCCGAGUCCACUACCGAUACCUGUCCACCAUCCACGACCGCUGCCUGCUGAGGGAGAAGGUGAGCUUCGUGAAGGAGGCCAUCAUGAAGGUCCUCAACCUGGUGCUGCUGUUCGCCGACCGCUGGCAGGCCGGGCUCGGGGCUUGGAAGAUGGAGUCCAUCGAGAAGAUGGAGUCGGAUUUCAAAAACUGCCACAUGUUCCUCGUCACGGUCCUGAACAAAGCCGUCUGCCGGGGAUCCUUCCCUCACCUGGAGUCCCUGGCCCUGUCGCUGGUGGCCGGCGUGGAGCGGAGCUGAGGCCCGUCGCGGGCGCCGGAGGCCGACCGGAUUCCCCGCGGAGGACCCGGGACGGAGGGCGUCCGGCAACGCCGGUCCGGCCGACGACACGGGAGAUCCG